CUCAUUUGCUAAUUCUGAAAUAGCUGAGAAGUUCACGGUUUUGCUGAGACUUGGUCAGCAUUGUCAAUGGUGCCUCACUGUCUCUUACCCAUUUUGCCAAAACUAUCUAUUUUCGGGAUUGCGGUUUUAGAUAACCCCCCAUCUUCUCUAUAACCUCUCUUUCUUUCUCCCUGCUUCUCUUCGUUUUCAACAGGCAGGGCAUUUGGGAGUGUCUUUGUUUCCCUUCUUGCCCUGUAUGAUAUGAGUGCUUGAUUCGUUGUCUUCAAAUCCUGCAAGGCCAGAGGAAGCAAUCAACUCAAACGACACCAUGUCUGGAACUAUGUCUCCAAAAGGUUCUUUCAAGAAGAAAGCAAUCAAUGCCUCAAACAUGCUGAGGAAUUCUUUGACCAGGAAGGGUAGGCGAAGCAGUAAGGUCAUGUCCGUUGAAAUCGAGGAUGUCCACGAUGCUGAGGAGUUGAAAAUUGUUGACGAGUUCCGUCAAGCUCUUAUUUUGGACGAACUUCUUCCUGCAAAACACGAUGAUUAUCAUAUGAUGCUUAGAUUCCUGAAGGCUAGGAAAUUUGAUAUCGAGAAAACAAAGCAAAUGUGGUCUGAAAUGCUCAAAUGGAGGAAGGAAUUUGGUGCUGACACCAUCACGGAGGACUUCGAAUUCAAAGAACUUGAUGAAGUCUUGCAAUAUUAUCCCCAAGGCCAUCAUGGAGUGGACAAAGAUGGAAGACCUGUGUACAUAGAGAGAUUAGGCCAAGUCGAUGCCACGAAGAUGAUGCAAGUCACAACCAUGGAUCGCUACAUCAAAUACCACGUAAAGGAGUUUGAGAGGACAUUUGAUGUUAAGUUUGCAGCUUGUUCAAUUGCUGCAAAGAAGCACAUAGAUCAAAGUACAACUAUCCUGGACGUGCAGGGAGUGGGGCUUAAAAGCUUCAGCAAACAUGCUAGGGAACUUGUUACUCGCCUUCAGAAGAUUGACGGUGACAACUAUCCAGAGACCUUGAAUCGCAUGUUCAUCAUCAAUGCAGGUUCUGGAUUUAGGAUACUGUGGAACACCGUAAAAUCAUUCCUUGAUCCUAAGACCACGGCAAAAAUCAAUGUUCUUGGCAACAAGUAUGACACCAAAUUGCUAGAAAUAAUUGAUGCAAGUGAGUUGCCUGAAUUUUUAGGAGGCACUUGUACAUGUGCUGAUCAAGGAGGCUGUAUGCGCUCUGAUAAGGGCCCAUGGAAGGAUGCAGAAGUAAUGAGGAUGGUUCAGAAUGGUGAUCACAAAUGUUCAAAAAAAAGUGCCUCACAAGGCGAGGAAGAGAAAGAAAAUUCUGAGGAACACAAGACUUCCAAAUUGGAGGCAAAUCACACCCCCCAGCUUUCUCCAGUUGUUGAAGAAGAGGUCCCUGCUACUAAAACUUCCCAGCCCUUAUCACCGAUGGCUGAUAAAUCUGCUGUGAAAAAAGUUGAUGAGAAAGCUUCCAAGCCUAAGGACUUAGCCCCUACAGCUGAUAAAACUGCAGCAUCAACUGAGUUUUCGACUGUGAUGAAACGCAUGGCUGAGUUGGAGGAGAAAAUCGUCACCAUCAAUAAUAAGCCCACUGCUAUGCCACCUGAGAAGGAGCAAAUGCUGAAUGCAACUAUAACUCGAGCCGAUGACUUGGAGAAACAACUUUUGGCUACCAAGAAGGCUCUGGAGGAUUCACUUGUUAAGCAAGAAGAGCUUUCGGCUUAUCUUGACAAAAAGAAGAAGAAGAAGAAGAAGAGAUUUUUCUUCUUUUAAAGAGCAAAUCCGUGGAUGCCCAAACAAGAGGUCCAGAUAUUAACGGGAAAUUAGCUUUUAGUUUCUGCCUUUCAGGAGACUUCCCAAAUGCCCCCCUUACAUCAAUGUUCAACAUGCGAACUAGUAAAUAUUCAAAACGAUCAGAAGAGAAGCAUUUGCUCAAAAUAUAUGAAUUAUGAUAAUCAGAAUUUUGGUCUCUAUUAGGAUAGGACUUACUCUCUAUGUGUAGUAUAUAUAUAUAGGGCUAUGGCGAUCUGCACAUUAUGCAAAGCCUGCUCUAUUAUUAUGUACGUACAGAAUCAAUCAAUAUCUAGUACAAAAUUAGAGAGUAUGACAA
This is a messenger RNA of Glycine soja, 2096 nucleotides long. RefSeq names its product phosphatidylinositol/phosphatidylcholine transfer protein SFH12-like. The record is from RefSeq and is a predicted model, not a curated record. The transcript is spliced from 15 exons. NCBI's taxonomy places the organism in Eukaryota, Viridiplantae, Streptophyta, Magnoliopsida, Fabales, Fabaceae. The coding region runs from base 308 to 1759 and encodes 483 amino acids.